Molecule: messenger RNA, 2608 nt
Organism: Mycena citricolor
Lineage: Eukaryota; Fungi; Basidiomycota; Agaricomycetes; Agaricales; Mycenaceae
Source: the annotation of a GenBank genome assembly
UCGAGGAUCGAGGGAAUUCUCAAGUUAUCCAUAACACCUGCCUUGCGUCGAUUCAAGUGUAGGACAGUUGGUGGAUCUCUCCCAUAGGAGUGCAGUACUCUGGCCAGCUCCCUUGCCAUACGAGCUUGUCUGCUCCUAAUAACGAGAGUUCGGGAACGAUCAACUCAAUUGACAUUGAUUGUUGUUUGGGUCUAUUGACUGACAUCCCAUCCGUCCUCAGCGCCAACACCAAUGGACUCUCCCAGCGGUCGAGAACACAAGAGGAAAAGGUCCGGCUCCCCGCACCAAGAUGUCCCCCCCUCAAGUCGUCGCCGGUCGCGCUCACCUUCUUUUCGCGCUCGGAGCGACGCACCCCGAGUGCAAGACGUCGACCCCGUACGUCGCGCAGAGCGCGAACGCCAACUUGCGGCUCGUGUUGCUGCGAUGGAGCUCGAGAAGGCAGACAACCCCGUCAAACCCAAAGAGCCGGAUUUGGAUGCCCAGGCAGAGUUUGCGAAACUGGUAGGAUCGCGCUCGGGUGGGGUGUACAUGCCUCCGGCGCGUUUGAGGGCUCUCCAAGCGGCUGCGGCUUCAGACAAGUCAAGUGCUGAAUACCAACGUCUGUCCUGGGACGCCCUGCGCAAGUCGAUCACCGGUAUUGUGAACCGAGUCAACAUCCUGAACAUCAAGUCUGUCGUGCCGGAGCUGUUUUCGGAGAAUCUCAUUCGUGGCCGGGGACUUUUCGCGCGUAGUAUCAUGAAGGCGCAAGCGGCCAGUUUACCUUUCACGCCGGUCUUUGCUGCUCUGGUGGCUGUUGUGAACACGAAGUUGCCUCAAGUGGGUGAAUUGCUGCUCUCCCGUUUGAUUAGCCAGUUUCGCAGAGCUUUCAAGCGGAAUGACAAGAUCAUCUGCCAUUCCACCACGACCUUCAUUGCGCAUCUCGUCAACCAGACUGUCGCUCAUGAACUUGUUGCGCUGCAAAUCAUCAUCUUGCUCAUUGAGCGGCCCACGGACGACUCGAUCGAAAUCGCGGUAGGCUUCAUGCGCGAAGUUGGUGCCUUCUUGGCUGAGAACUCGCCCAAAGCCAACGCUACGGUAUUUGAGCGGUUCCGGGCUGUGCUCAACGAGGGCAGCAUUAGCCAGCGUGUGCAGUACAUGAUCGAAGUUCUCAUGCAGGUCCGCAAGGACAAGUACAAAGACAACCCUAUCAUCCCUGAGGGCCUGGAUCUUGUUGAGGAGGAUGAUCAAAUCACCCAUCAGAUCCAGUUGGAGGAGGAGCUCCAGGUGCAGGAAGGCUUAAACAUCUUCAAAUUCGACGCGAACUAUCUUGAAAACGAAGAAAAAUACAAGGCUAUCAAGGCCGAAAUCCUGGGUGAAGACGACGAGGAGGACGAAAGCGAGUCGGAAGAGUCCAGUGAGGAUGAAAACGAAGGCAUGCGCGACCUCCGUAUCGUACUUCUCAUCUCAUGUCGCCACACAGUGCCCGAAAACAAGGAAGGCAUCGAAGACCGUACCGAGACCAAUCUGGUCAACCUCCGACGCACAAUCUACCUUUCGAUCAUGAAUGCACUGAACUACGAGGAAGCUGUGCAUAAGUUGUUGAAGAUCCAGCUUCAAGAAGGGGAAGAGAUCGAGCUGGUAAACAUGGUGAUCGAGUGUUGUUCGCAGGAGCGGUCCUACUCAAGUUUCUAUGGUCUUGUCGGGGAACGUUUCAGCAAGCUCAAUCGCAUCUGGACGGAUUGUUUUGAGCAAGCGUUCGAAAACUACUACGGCACGAUCCACCGCUACGAGACGAACCGGCUACGGAAUAUAGCUCGGCUGUUUGGUCACAUGCUCAGCACCGAUGCCAUUUCGUGGAUGGUUCUCCGAUGCAUCAAAAUGACGGAGGAUGACACGACCAGCAGCAGUCGAAUUUUCGUGAAAAUCAUGAUGACGGAGAUGACGGAAAGCAUGGGUCUGAAGACUGUUGCGGAACGGUUCAAGGAUUCGGAGAUUCGACAAGGCUGCCAGGGAAUGUUCCCGAUGGAUGUGCCAAAAAAUACUCGUUUCGCGAUCAACUAUUACACAAGUAUCGGACUCGGCGCGAUCACGGAGGACAUGCGUGAACAUCUGAAGAACGCACCGCGGAUGAUCAUGGAGCAACGGCGGGCGAUGCUCGAGGCCGAGUCGUCCGACUCGGAUUCAGACUCCUCAGAUUCGGACACGGACUCGGACUCGGAUUCCAGCGACUCGGAUUCGGACUCAGAUGAUUCGAGACGCCGCGGCAGUCGAAGAGAAACACGACGAGACGAUACUCCUCCUCGGCACAAAGAGGAGAGGCGUCGAGAUGACAGCCCACGCCGCCGACAGGAUGAUACUCCUCCUCGGCAUCGCGAGGCCACUCGCCGGCAAGCUGACCACCGCGAUGAUAGCCGUACUCGCCGUCAAUCGCCUCCUCGAGGAUCUCGUCGCGAUGAUUCGCCUCCGCGCCGAAGGGCAGAAUCCCCACCUCGUCGAAACGGAGAUUACGAUCGCCGCCGGGAUGAUUCGCGCGACCGCGAUUACAGGCGGAGAAGGUGAUGAGAACACAGGUUAUCACUUGCAAUUUUGUUGUACAGUGCAACGAUGAAAUUAAUCGGUCUGAAGGGGA